Molecule: messenger RNA, 351 nt
Organism: Adineta ricciae
Lineage: Eukaryota; Metazoa; Rotifera; Eurotatoria; Adinetida; Adinetidae
Source: the annotation of a GenBank genome assembly
AUGAAUAGUAACAAACAACCAACAGUCAUCAUAAUAACCCUUUCCAAUGAAUUCUUGCACUUGUAUUACACAAUGGCCGUACUCAAAGGUUUAUCGUGGCAAUCAUUGAAAGCUAACUAUUCGUUGAUACCACUGUUUUCCAUUGUUACAAUUGGUAUGGCUAUGGCAGCUGGACAUGCAUUUCGUUCAUUAGCUUUUUCAACUGAUGUCAAAGUUAACCGACGUAAUCCAGAACGACCAUGGGAAACCCAAGUCAACGACGAUGGAACGUUUAAGCAUGCCAAAUAUCUUAAAAUUAAUGAUUAUCGCCAAUUGAAGAAGAGCGACUAUGAGCCAGAACUCGACGAAUAA